Messenger RNA from Menidia menidia (Atlantic silverside), 5473 nucleotides. The record is from the annotation of a GenBank genome assembly. Lineage: Eukaryota; Metazoa; Chordata; Actinopteri; Atheriniformes; Atherinopsidae.
CUGGAGCAGUCGUCAUUCUGCACGCUGACCCGCAUUAACUUUCUCCUCCCUGCCGCCCUCCUCCACACAGCGAGCUGUAAAUGCGUGAGCGUCAGAGGGCCCAGUAUGAAGAAGUCGGCCCGGCCAGCGGCGAGUAAGGCCAGCGGAGACCGAGGGAAGCCGGAAGCUGCAGCCGCCUCUGGUAGCGGGAAGUCCACAGCCAAAAGCGCCACGGCCGGCCCUCUGCCGAAGGUGAAAAGCAAUGAUGAUCUUUUAGCAGCCAUGGCCGGAGGGAAUCCUGCGCCCAAUAGUGCCGUCGCCAAGACCAAGAGGACCGCUUCUGUUGGCACCAAUGUGAGCAACCUGGACACCAAGCCAAAGACAACAUCAGGUAGUUUAUCAAAGCGCGCAACAUCCACCACUUCCAAGGAGCCGAAUUCCAGAGAUCGCCUUCGAACAUUGAGGUCGUCGACCGCUAAGAAGCAGCCGGGAUCAGGGACGGCGGCGGGGGAGGCGGCCUCAGGGAAGCGCUCUCGGAACCAGAACCUGCCGGAGUCCGAGGGCCGCAUGAGCAAAUCCAAAUCAGAUGGUCAGAUCAGCGAUAAAGUGGCCCUAGAGGUCAAAGUAAAAGACCUAUUGGGUUUGGCCAAGAGCAAAGAUGUGGAGAUCCUCCACCUGCGCAGCGAGCUGAGGGACAUGCGGGCCCAGCUGGGCCUGGGGGCCGAGGAGGAGUCCCUGCAGGAGGAGGAAAAGCCGCAGGCUUCCGCCAUCACAGCGGCCGACGUGGAGUCCACUCUAAUUCUUUUACAGGAGCAGAACCAGGCCAUCAGAGGGGAGCUCAACCUGCUGAAGAGCGAGAACCGCAUGCUGAAAGACCGGCUCAACGCGCUGGGCUUCUCCCUGGAGCAGAGGCUGGACGGCUCCGACAAGCUCUUCAGCUACUCCUCUCUGAGCCCGGACCUGGCGGCCGGCACCGCCCACGUCUGCACGGGCACGCUGACCUCCUCGGUGGAGGGCUCUGCCCCCGGCUCGCUGGAGGACCUCCUCACAGGACACCAGCACGGAGGCUCGGCGGACAACCUGGACAGCGAAUCCAGCGAGGUCUACCAGGCGGUGACCUCCAGCGACGACGCCCUGGACGCCCCCUCCGGAGCGUCCUCCUCCUCCGAGUCCGAGUGCGCGGCCAGCACCGAGCGCUCGAGGAGAGGCAGCAGCGGCAACGCCAGCGAGGUGUCGGUGGCCUGUCUGACGGAGCGGAUCCACCAGAUGGAGGAGAACCAGCACAGCACUGCGGAGGAGCUCCAGGCCACGCUGCAGGAGCUGGCCGACCUGCAGCAGAUCACCCAGGAGCUGAACGGCGAGAACGAGCGGCUGGGCGAGGAGAAGGUCAUCCUCAUGGACUCCCUGUGCCAGCAGAGCGACAAGCUGGAGCUGUACGGCCGGCAGAUCGAGUACCUGCGCUCGCUGCUGGACGAGCACCACAUGGCCUACACGCUGGAGGAGGACAUAAAGAGCGGCCGCUACAUGGAGCUGGAGCAGCGCUACGCGGACCUGGGCGACAACGCCCGCUUCGAGCGGGAGCAGCUGCUGGGGGUGCAGCAGCACCUGUCCAACACUCUGAAAAUGGCCGAGCAGGACAACGCCGAGGCCCAGGAGAUGAUCGGCGCCCUGAAGGAGAGGAACCACCAGAUGGAGCGCAUCAUGGAUUCGGAGAGGCAGGACCGGGCCGCCAUGGCGGCGACGCUGGACGAGUACAAGGCGGCAGUGAGCAGUGACCAGGCGGAGCUGAGCCGCUGCCGAGCCCAGCUGGACCAGGAGCGGCAGAGGGUGGCCGAGCUGUACUCGCUGCACAGCGCCGGGGACAAAAACGACAUCUGCCAGCUGCUGGAGGGGGUGCGGCUGGCCAAGGAGGAGGCCGAGGCCAAGGCCGCCAAGUCCCAGAAGGAGCUGGAACAGGCGCACGGCGAACUGGGCCGGCUGCAGGAGACUUUCGGCAAGCUGGACAGGGAGUACAGGAGCUAUCAGGAGCAGGCGGAGCAGCAGCUGGCCGAGCAGAAGCGGACGCUGGAGAAGCAGCGUGUGGAGCUGCAGGAGAAGGAGACCGAGAUCGGCGACAUGAAGGAAACCAUCUUUGAGCUGGAGGACGAGGUGGAGCAGCACCGAGCUCUCAAACUCCACGACAACCUCAUCAUCUCGGACCUGGAGAACUCAGUGAAAAAGCUGCAGGACCAGAAGCAUGACAUGGAAAGAGAGAAUAAGAUUCUUAACCGCAGACUGAGGGAGGAGUCGAUGGAGUGGCGUCAGUUCCAGGCCGAUCUGCAGACGGCUGUUGUCAUCGCCAACGACAUCAAGUCGGAGGCGCAGGAGGAGAUAGGAGACCUGCGGCGCCGGCUGCAGGAGGCCCAGGAGAAGAACGAGAAACUGAGCAAGGAGCUGGACGAGGUCAAGAGCCGCAAGCAGGAGGAGGAACGUGGGAGAGUGUACAACUACAUGAAUGCAGUGGAGAGAGACCUGGCGGCUCUGAGGCAGGGCAUGGGCCUCAGCAGGCGCUCCUCCACCUCCUCUGAGCCCUCGCCCACUGUGAAAACGCUCAUCAAGAGCUUUGACAGUGCCUCACAAGGUCCACCUUCUAAUGGAGCCACGGUGGCUCCCACAGCCUCAGCCCCCCCGUUACCCCGCACCCCCCUCAGCCCGAGCCCCAUGAAGACGCCCCCAGCAGCUGCUGUUUCCCCCAUUCAGAGACACUCCAUAUCUGGCUCUAUGUCGUCUGCCAAGCCUCUCUCAUCCCUCGCUGACAAGAGACCGAGCUACACAGAUAUAACCAUGCCAGCGGAGCACCUCUUCAGGGGAGCCUCGUCGAGCCGGCCCACGACCGGCCUCCAGAGGGUCUCCAACAUGGACGCCACUAAGGCCAUUUCAGUGUCGCGCAGGAGCAGUGAGGAGAUCAAGAGGGACAUGUCGGCCUCUGACGGAGCCUCCUCGUCCUCCCUGAUGGCCAUGAGCGCUGCCUCCUCACCCCUCUCCCUUUCCUCCUCCUCCCCCACUGCCUCUAUCACCCCCACAACACGCAGCCGCCUGAGAGAAGAGAGAAAGGACCCCCUGUCAGCUCUGGCCCGGGAGUAUGGAGGCUCCAAGAGGAAUGCUUUGCUGAAAUGGUGCCAAAAGAAGACCGAGGGCUAUCAGAACAUCGACAUCACCAACUUCAGCAGCAGCUGGAACGACGGCCUGGCCUUCUGCGCCCUGCUGCACACCUACCUGCCCGCCCACAUCCCCUACCAGGAGCUGACCGGCCACGACAAGGCAAGCAAAGCCCGCACUGCUUCCCAUCCUACCACCUGUUGCACGAACGCUGAAAUGACUCUGGCCUUUCCUCCUCAGAGGAGAAACUUCACACUGGCCUUCCAGGCGGCUGAGAGCGUCGGGAUCAAAUGCACUUUGGACAUCAACGAGAUGGUGCACACAGAGAGGCCGGACUGGCAGAGCGUCAUGACCUACGUCACCGCCAUCUACAAAUACUUUGAAACCUGACUUCACCGCCCCCGCCGAGCUCCCACCGACCUUCUGACCCUACAGUCAACUGUUAUACCUCACAGAUCCCCCCCCACCACCUGAACCCCACUGGACACACGAGCACAUCUGUAUGAGGUCACUGCAGGAAGCCUUCAGUUUGCGUCUGAAGGAGCAGCGGAGUGCCUUCUACCUGGCUCCUGUCUGUUUAAGGGGAAUUCUCGCCAGUCUGACGAUAGAAACUUUCCCAAAUCAUCAUUUUCUGCUUCUACUGUGAAUAUUUAAUGGAUGAAUAUUCCUUUUUUUACACAAUAACAAGUUGAGUUGUCAGUUAGAAUUCCCCUUCCACAGACUUCAAAUAGAAGUUAUUUUUUGUUGUACCCCCCACCCCCUUCCAGAUGUUACAGUGUGAUCCAGAUGCCACUAUUUGAAUGGAUGAAGUGCCUGUGUGAGUUUUGAUGCAGGACACCAGGAAAUGAGCUCAAACACCAGUUUUCUUAAAGCUGAGGAGAUGACAAUUUGCCAAAAAUGCGACAGAAGCUCCUUUCUCUUUUUUUUCUUGUUGGCUUUCUGGCUUUUUGAUCCCUGGAAUAAGCACAAGGCAGCACCAACACGCUCAGGUCUGCGGAGCUCUGAGCUGAGUCACGUCUCUUUUUUUGGGUCUAGUCUGGGGCUUAAACAGGCAAAUAUCAACCCUGACUCUAUCCAGGCUACAUGGAGCUGCACCCUCACUCUUUACACACAUUUGUAUGUAGAUCCUGCAGAGGUUAUUUCGGGACACCGUUCCUCCUGCCAAGGGCAGUUUCACACAGAUUAAACUAGAACUUUUAGAGGUGGAGGUAGUUUUCUUUAACCUCAGGCCAGAGCCGGAUUAUUCCUGUCUUGUUACACCUGCUGGCUUUUGCCUCUUAUGAAGCAGUUAAACAUGAGAAAAACGUCGUUUUUUCUCCCCCAAAACGCUAAAACAUCUGAAGAAUGCGCUUCGUUUGCGUGUCUUAACAUAAGCUGUCCGCGCCCCGCUCUGAUUUGCUGCCUUAAAGAGUUCAGUUGCGGCCUCUGUUCCUUAAAAACGGGGCUUUUAUUUUUUUUUAGGUGCCUCGCCAGUAAACCCAGGUGGUUGUUGUUUAGUGCCUCUUAGAAACGCUGGAAGUGGGCGACGGGGAGCUCCGAACCCCCCGGCAGCGCUACAGCCCACCCAGCUCCUCCACACAGCCCAUCUCUGUUAUUUAACGGCCUUUCUCUGGUAAUCUCCCCAUAUCGACGAUUUGGGGGUUUCUAGCUUUGCGCCGCGCUCUCUUCCACCUCUGGCCCGUGAGUUCUGUGGCUCCCGACAGGAUCCUGGCAUUUUGACCAAGUUUUGGUGAUCCUGGUGACUUUUUUUUCUUUUUAACGAGGUCGGCGUGCGCAGUAGUGGAGUGAUGGAUGAGGCCAGAGGGAAAGCCAGGAGACGCGUUCCACCUCCACGCCACGCGCCAUGCCGGACACCUUACCUGGUGUGGGGACCUUAAAAGACACACACACACACACACAACCCGCUCUGAGUCCACUACAUCCUGUUAGAUUCAUUUCUCUGUUUACUUGAAAAUAUUGGAGGAAUUCCACUGAACCCGUUUCAGUUAUUUUGUCGUUUUGUUUCCACGUUGCCUUGUUUGCUUUGUUUUUCUUUUGCAGUUUAAUGCAGAUUGUCGUACUUUUUGGUCUUUUUCACACGAGAAAAGCCCCCCCUUACACGACAUGUAAUGCUGAAGAAGUCCAUUUGCCAAGUAAAAGCUGAAUGAACAUGACUGCAUUUGUGUAAAAAGCACUAAGCUACAGUAUUAAGGGCGCACUAUGAUGAUAACCGUUUGUAAGAAAAUGCUGCCUGGUGGUGUUGCUUUAUUUUUAUGGCAGUAACUGCAGUUAUAAAUAAUUAUAUAUAUAUAUAUAUAUAUAAAUAUAAAAGACAUUCAACAGACAUUUUAGUUGUCAUCUUUGUCUCAUGAUGUCC